This is a messenger RNA of Olea europaea var. sylvestris, 732 nucleotides long. RefSeq lists its product as uncharacterized. The transcript is spliced from 3 exons. The record is from RefSeq and is a predicted model, not a curated record. Lineage: Eukaryota; Viridiplantae; Streptophyta; Magnoliopsida; Lamiales; Oleaceae. Bases 1 to 732 code for a protein of 243 amino acids.
AUGUCUGAUAUUCUUGUUCGUUUCAACCUUCAAGUGCAAAUCAUGAGAAGUCAAGGGUAUGAUGGUGCUAAUAACAUGCGUGGUGCUUGGUAUGGACUACAAGCAUUAUUUCUUAGAGAUUGUCCAUAUGCAUAUUACGUCCAUUAUUUUGCCCAACGUUUACAACUCACGUUGGUUUCAGCAGUUAGGGAUGUCGCAGAUAUUAAUUCAUUCUUUUCAGAUUUGAACAAUAGUUCGAUUGAUAUGUAUGCUGCAACUUGCAAGGUACUUGAGUAUCUUAGUAAUCAUUCUCCAAAUAAUGUUGGCAAUCAUAGAUGUGCUUUGUCAAGCCCUUCAGAAAAAAAAACUCAAGAUAGCUUAACUGCUAUGAGAUUUGUCCAUACUAUAAAAACCAUCAUUCAAGAAUUGAGAGAAGAUCGCUGGGAAGAAUUUCUUGAAGAGGUGAAUUAUUUUUGCUCAAAAAAUGAUACAUAUAUACCUGACUUUCAUGGUUCAUACAUGGUUGGUCGUUCUCAUGGUCGUGAGUAUCCUACCAUCGAACAUCAUUACCAUUUCGAUAUUUUUAAUGCAGCCAUAGAUUUUGUAAUGACGGAGUUAGAUACAAGAUUUAAUGAGACAUCAUUAGAACUCGUUUCUCUUGGUGGCAUUGGAUCCGAAAAUUCUUUUGAAUCAUUUAACAUCGAUAAUAUUUGCAAGCUUACAGAGAAAUUUUAUCCUCCAGAUUUUACAUAG